UCUUUUAUGUUGGCUGUGCGUGUGACAGAUCCUGGUCAAUUUGAAUAAUUCGUACAGUUCCGCUUGCCUAGAGAGUUUAAAGGCAACUCGUUGAGGAUAAAACAAUUAUGUCGCUUACGUUUGCUCAAAGAGGGAGACCACCCCCUUCUCCUGCUCAGAUCCAAAAGCUCCUGGAUGAAAACAGUCAACACAUAGCGACGAUUCAGGAUUACCAGGCUAGAGGAAAGACACACGAGUGCCUGCAGGUUGAGCAAAUCCUUCAUCGCAACUUGGUGUACUUGGCGUCUGUGGCUGAUCCAGCUCAGAACAUUCAGACACUUCUUCCUCCACCUCAAGGCAUGCCAAAUGCUCCCGGUAAUCCACCUCAACCAUCUGGUCCAAACAAUCAAGAUUCUGCAUCACCAGCUCCACCCAAUCCUCAACAAGGUGGGCCACAGGGUCCACCAGUAUCUUCAUACGGUGGGCAGCCGCCUGCCAAUCAACCGGGACCCUAUAGACCACCAAUGAUGCCAGCUGGACAGCAACCGGGAGGUCCUCAAGGUCCUCAACAGCCUGGAUAUCCUUACAACGGUCCACAGUCACCACAUGCUUAUGGCCAACAGCCACAACAGCAGCAGUAUCGUCCUCCUGCCCCUCAGCCAGGCUAUGGGCCUCAGUAUCCCCAGUAUGGUGGGCAGCCUCCUGCUCAGUAUCCAAACCAGCCUUACAAUCCGGCUCCCCAGCCAGGUUAUCAGAAUCAACCGUAUGGUGGUCAACCAGCACCACCACAACAACAACAGGGUUACUAUCCACCUCAACAGCAACAACCGUACGGAUAUCCUCAACCGGCUCCAUACGGGCCUCAACAACCGCAAGGUCAAAAUGCCCCAGUUAAUCAGAUGCCUGGUUCUCCGGCCGCUCCACAAGCAUCGUCAGCCUUUAACGGACCUACUCCACCAUCGUCUUCUGUUGCCCAGGGAAGUUACUCGCCGCCAACCGGUGCUACUCAGCCUUCUCAAUCACAUCCUCCUCAGCAACAUCCAUCCCAGGCGCAUCCCCCUCAACCUCACACACCACAACCACACGCUCCUCAGUCACAUACUCCUCAACCCCAUCCUUCUCAGUCGCAUCCUCCCCAACAACAUCCUUCCCAGCCCCAUCCUCCCCAACAACAUCCUUCCCAGCCCCAUUCUUCACAACCCCAUCCUUCACAACCCCAUCCUUCACAACCCCAUCCUUCACAACCCCAUCCUUCACAACCCCAUCCUUCCCAACCCCAUCCUUCUCAACCCCAUCCAUCCCAACCCCAUCCAUCCCAGCCCCAUUCUUCUCAACCCCAUCCAUCCCAGCCCCAUCCUUCUCAACCUCAUCCAUCCCAGCCUCAUCCUUCUCAACCUCAUCCAUCCCAACCUCAUCCUUCUCAAGCCCAUCCCCCUCAACAACAUCCCCAGCAACAUCCGCCGCAACAGCAUUCGUCACAACCGCAUGCCCAACAUCCUCCUCAGCAGCAUCCCCAACAUCCAUCUCAUCCUUCUCAACAACAUCCAUCUCAACAUCCUCCGCAACAACACCCUGCCCAGCAUCCUCCUCAGCAACAUCCAUCUCAGCAUCCGCCGCAGCAUCCGAGCCCGCAGCAACAUCCUCAACAGAGAAGUUCUCCGGGUCCGGCCACACCGACCCAAGCACAACCGAUGUACAGCCAACCGGCAACUGGAGGUACAAGUCCUGCUCCAGGACCUCCGCACAAUCCAGGACAGCCGUCUCAUAAUCAAGCACCGGGACCCCCUCACAGCCAAGGUCCACCUCAUAAUCAAUCGCAGCCUCCACAGCAGCCCCAGCCUUCUUACAACUAUGCUGGAGCACCACCAGGCGGCUAUCCGCAUUCCCAGCCAGGAGCUCCAUAUCCCUAUGCCAACAGCAUUCCACCUGGAGCUCCUCUGCCACCGCAGCAACCAGUCUAUGGGGCACCGCCAGCAGGUCAUCCACAGCCCGGGCCGCCUCCAACUGGCCCUUACUCGGCACCUGGACAGGGUCAUUACCCUCCUCCACCCAACCAACCUGGCGCUCCGUAUGGAGCACCUGGAGGACCUCAACCGUAUCCUCCUAUGCAACCGGCUUAUGGAGCUCCUCAAGGGCCUCAGCCGUAUGGUCCUCCAGCUCCUUCUGGUUAUCCUCCAGUCCCAAAUGCGCAGCCCGGUGCGCCCCAUGGUUACCCUCCAGCUGGUUAUCCUGCUCCAGGACCGCCACCGCCUAACUCGUAUGGACAAUAUCGUCCACCCGGUCCGCCUCAGCAACAGUAUCCAGGAUAUGAGCAACCACGCUACCCAGCGUACCAGCCACCACCUUAAAACACUUUGUCUUGGUCGACUUUUUAAACCGCAUCUUUUUAAGAAUUAAUUAUUGGGAAUCAAGAUUAUGGGAGUUUGAAGAAUACAAUUCGUUUGUCAUGUCA
Daphnia pulicaria is the source of this 2431-nucleotide messenger RNA. RefSeq names its product basic proline-rich protein-like. Gene Ontology annotation, biological process: positive regulation of transcription by RNA polymerase II. The transcript has 6 exons. NCBI's taxonomy places the organism in Eukaryota, Metazoa, Arthropoda, Branchiopoda, Diplostraca, Daphniidae. Gene Ontology annotation, cellular component: nucleus. Gene Ontology annotation, molecular function: transcription coactivator activity. Bases 108 to 2327 code for a protein of 739 amino acids. The record is from RefSeq and is a predicted model, not a curated record.